UUCGUUGGGUUUGCACAAUUUCGAGCCGCGGCGCAUCGUGUGACGUCAUCUAAAUGCUGCUUGUGUGUUGUGUUAUGGAAAUAGUGCGUUACAUACACAUCCGUACGUACUAAAUAAAAUCUUACUCCAAUUUGGUUUUUAAUGUACGUGUUAAGUGUUUACUAAACAAUGGCGGGUCGACAUAGAUGAGUACAUAAUCCACGUUUUUGGUAAAAAUGGUUUAACCCGAAGACACCAGCUGUUCUGUAAAUAAUAAUGUCCCUGAAUUCAGAAAGAGAAGCUUAUGGUAAUAUGAUCGAAGUGGGAAUGGACCACAAAGAAAAGUUUCUCGAGUGUCAAAACUCGUCUGAUUAUUUAUUGCUCUCAAACGACGAAAAAACCAUAGAGGAGUCAAUGAUAGAAGAACACUUCGAAGUGGUGGAGCAAGUUAAAACUGAAUUGGAGGAACCGCCAGUUUACUUUCAAGAAGCUCUAGAAACUUGCGAAGAAGUGACUGUCGAUUACAAUGAUUCCUCUGUGUCAGUUCCACUUUCGCCUCCGAUGUCCCCCAGAUCCCCGCAUGCUCGUUUAAAAACGAAUGAACAGUGGACUGCAGCAAACGACGAAGAUAAAUUGUCUAUGCAUCUGGAUUGUGAAAACAACAAAAGGUAUUACGUGGAAGAACGAGAAGAAGUACACGAUGUUAUGGAUGAGGAUGAGGAAACAAUCGCAACAUUUAUAACAGCUGCUGGACAACAACUUGCUCUUUAUGCUGUCGAAGACUCAGAAGAUGUAUUUGCGGUCGCUGUUUAUGAUGAGUCUGGAGAACCACCCACAAACUUUCAAUUUUUAAUGAAAUCCGAUGUAGAAAGAUUAAUAGGAGAAGGUGCUGUGAGAACAGUGAAAAAGCCUAGUCAAAUCAAAAGGCAGUUACUAACAACGCAGACGCCAGUAUUCACACCCAGACAACAGCGAAUUCAGCACACUUCAAGCAAUGAUGAAUCUAUGACUGAAGUGAAAUUUCGUCAGCAAAAAGCCUUACAACGGGCUUGUAACAAUAAUGCAGUAAUAAAUGAGAACUGUCAAACAGUACUAGAUUCGAAUCGUCUCACAGAAAAUUAUUCUCCCAAGCAGCCAAACAAUGUUACUUAUCUUAUGAUGAAUGACACUCCAAUGAGUGUUGUAGGCAAAUCAGGAGGUAGCCAAGAGUCUCUUGCAAGUGAGAGUGAAAUAGUUGAACAGUCGACAGUGCAAUAUAUUCUUUUAGAAGGUGAUCAGUCGGAUUCUGAAUUGACAUUCGACGAAAUUCAAGCCACACUACAGGGUUUCAAUUUAUCGAAAAAUGGCAACAAAUCAGUUAAAAAGAAAAUAUUCGGUCGCAAAACUGUAGUGAAUCAACGAAGUGAAAUACAACAUGUAGAUAACACGAAUGACAUAAUCAAAUCUGAGACACAACCAAUUUUUAAUUCAAUCGAAAAUUGUUUGAACACAUCAAAUUAUAAUACUCCUUCCAUAGAACCACAAAUUGAAACUAGAGUUAGUGAAAACUUUGGAGCAGUGGACGAGGUUGAUUCAAGUGCACCGCGCAGUGUAAAAUCUGACACACCAAAACUGGGGCCAGAUGUAAAGGAAAAUGCAACUGAUAAAUUAUCAGAAAACAUCUCCACUGCAUUUGUUGACCCCAAAAUAAAUUCAAAUGGUAUCGAUGGCAAUCAACAGUCAAUGAGUACAUUAGAACCAAACGUGCCUAAACAAAAUAUUGAAAUUCAACCUAGAAUAAAGAGGCCAAGAAAACAGCAACUUACCUCAGUCAACCGUGGUGACUCAGAGAUAAUUAUUCAACCGGCUCUAAUUGGGGCAGAAGAAGAAAAUAAUAAUAAAAAGCGAGGCCGACGGAAAAAGAAACCUGCACCAGACCCUGAUUAUAACCCGCGACCUAUUAGAUUAAAGAAAUCUAAAAAAGCAGCGAGGAAUCCCAAAGUGGAAAUAAUCGAAAUUGACAUAGAUGAAGAACACAGCUUGUCACAGGCAAAAAACGACGUUAUUGAGAUUACUAUUGAUGAUGGGAAAGAAAAAGGUUCAAGCGAUAAAGAAAAUGAAAUCAUAAUGGUCAGAGACUCUGAUGAUGAGUCUCACGAUACUCAGGCGAAACCAAUACCUCCCGCUAUGCAGUGUGUACAUUGCUCACGAAAUUUCCGGCAAAAAAGAGCACUUGAUACACAUUCCAGAGUUUGUCCAAAAUUACGAACUAAACUAAACAAGGCAAAUAUAAGGACACUUGAGAAGUCUGACUCAUUAAGUAAGGAUGAAUCAGGCGUUAAGCAAGUCGUUCAUAAAGAGUAUACGUGCAAAGUGUGCCAGGAGAAGUUCAAUGCUGUAGUUGUUUUAGCGAGGCACACACGCAUGGAACACCCAAAGGCAUAUCGAAACAAGAGCAGUAAGGCUAGUGCAGAGGUGAAAUCAGUUGAAAAACCCAUUGACACAAUAAAGGAAACUAUCGAUAAAAGAAGAGUGACCCGAGUGAGUCAGAAAAAGAAAAUCCAAAGCUCAAACCAAACGUGGAGAUCAAAGAAAUUGAAUUGCGAUGAUUGCGGACGAUGGUUUCCGAGCACUGCAAUACUCGCAGCACAUUGUUUGCAACAUGCUACAAAAAAUUCUGAAAAACAAAUCCGCCAGUGCCACAUCUGUAAAAAGCUGAUCAAAACACGUUUGUUGUAUAUUCAGCACAUGAAGACGCACAUUAAAUCCACGAGAAAUACAAAACCCCCAGCAACGGUAUUACAGAAAAAAUUACGACAGCCGAGACAAGUUACAAGUAAAUUGACACCCGUUAAAAAACGAGGCCGUCCUCGGAAAUUUUGAUUCAAAUUUUAGUGGUACCAGCAACUUUACGCAAAGGAAGUGUUUUCAUAUAAGAGAUACGUAACAACACUCCCCAAAUGCUAAAUUGCUAGUUACCUUGAAUAUCAAUUUGAUGCAAUUAAAUUCUACUUAUGUACAAAAUAUAUAGGCAUAGUAAUUUAUGAAUUCGAAUUGUUUGAUAACUAAUAAAAUAGUGGGACCUAGUUGCCCUGCAAUAUGUUGAAA
Messenger RNA from Neodiprion fabricii, 3066 nucleotides. RefSeq lists its product as uncharacterized. The coding region runs from base 256 to 2841 and encodes 861 amino acids. Lineage: Eukaryota; Metazoa; Arthropoda; Insecta; Hymenoptera; Diprionidae. The transcript is spliced from 7 exons. The record is from RefSeq and is a predicted model, not a curated record. Gene Ontology annotation, cellular component: nucleus.